This is a messenger RNA of Dunckerocampus dactyliophorus (ringed pipefish), 11221 nucleotides long. It is a transcript of the gene eipr1, whose product is annotated as EARP complex and GARP complex interacting protein 1. Gene Ontology annotation, molecular function: protein binding. NCBI's taxonomy places the organism in Eukaryota, Metazoa, Chordata, Actinopteri, Syngnathiformes, Syngnathidae. The record is from RefSeq and is a predicted model, not a curated record. The transcript is spliced from 9 exons. Gene Ontology annotation, biological process: protein ubiquitination. The coding region runs from base 135 to 1298 and encodes 387 amino acids.
GCAAUCUCUUUGCAGACUUGAGUGGUACAAAUUUGCAAUCGCGGAAGUUGCUGGAUGUAUCCUCGCCGCAGAAUAGUGUACAUUGUAGUUGUGGUAGAGUAUUACUAAUCUAACAAAACAGCUGAUCAGUUAAAAUGGAAGACGACGCGCCUGUAAUUUAUGGUCUUGAAUUUCAGGCCCGAGCAUUAACUGCCCAGACAGCUGAAACUGAUGCUAUUCGUUUCCUUGUGGGCACACAGUCUCUGAGGUUCGACAACCAGAUCCACAUCAUUGACUUUGAUGAUGAGAAUAACAUCAUUAAUAAGAAUGUCCUUCUACACCAAGCUGGGGAAAUAUGGCACAUCAGCGCAAGUCCUACAGAUAAAGAAGUGCUUACCACCUGCUACAACAAGACCAGUGACAGCAGGGUGGUGUCCUGUGCAGCAGUAUGGCGAAUGCCCUCCAUUUGGGAGACGGGAAAUCACGAGUCACCUGACGAGUCGGCCCACAACCCCCAAACACUGGAGCUGCUCUGUCACCUAGACAACAGUGCCCAUGGCAACGCAGCAUGCGUGCUGUGGGAGCCAAUGGGGGACGGCAAGCGUGUGAUUUCAUUGGCUGAUAGCCAUGUACUACUCUGGGACCUGAGUGAGAGCUCUACACAGGCCACAAUCUCCAGCACUGCUACGCUGGAGGGCAAAGGUCAGCUGAAGUUCACUUCUGGCAAGUGGAGCCCUCACCAUAACUGCAGCCAGCUUGCCACGGCCAGUGACACAGCCAUAAGAGGCUGGGACCUUCGCACCAUGAGUCAGAUUUACUGUAUAGAGAACGCUCAUGGCCAGCUGGUGCGAGACCUUGACUUCAACCCAAAUCGACAGUACUAUCUGGCCAGCUGUGGAGACGACUGCAAGGUUAAGUUCUGGGAUGUCCGUAACAUUCAGGAGCCCAUCAAAACCCUGGAGGAGCAUUCACAUUGGGUGUGGAGCGUCCGCUACAACCACAGCCACGACCAGCUGGUGUUGACCGCCAGCAGUGACAGUCGCCUCAUCCUGUCCAAUAUGGUGUCCAUCUCUUCUGAGCCAUUUGGCCACUUGGUGGACGACGAGGAGCUCAGCGAAGGGGAGGACAACCACCAGGAUGAAAAGAGCAAGGAGCCUCUGAAGGACAGUGUAGUUUCCACCUAUGAGGAGCAUGAGGACAGCGUAUACGCAGCUGAAUGGUCAUCUGCCGAUCCGUGGCUCUUUGCGUCGCUCAGCUACGACGGGCGCCUCGUUAUCAACAGGGUCCCCCGUGCCCUCAAAUACCGGAUACUGUUGUGAGGGAACCUGUAUGUGAGACAAAGAGAUGUUCAAACAUUUUUGCUUUUACACCCAUCAACUGCUGUAAAAGCCACACUAAAGGAUGUUGCUGCAAAAACUGUAAGUACUGUAAAUACAGUAAAUGUCCCUAAUACUGCAAACUAAGCAUUCUUGGUGACUGUUAAGUUAUUGUGCUUCUUUAACAUCAUCUUGUAAAAAUGUCAACAUAGGCCGACACAAUCCUGUCGUGCAUCCUCAUCAUAUUUGUCCUUCAGAUCUAACAAUACUGUACAGAAUUAGAAAUGACAAUGAAUGACCUUAAAAUGUUUAAUAUAAUUAACGCAUGCGCAUCAUGACGAGGCACACCUCUGUUAUGACGGUGGGCGGAGGCGCAGUGCAGCGUCCCCCAGUGUCGCACUGAAUCUGACACUAUUUUAGAACUUGAUUCUGAUCUAACACGUCGACAGAAAUGCAAUUCCAACUCAUUAUAUUCCCAAAAACGGCUUUAUUAUGCGUGUAUGUGUGCUCUAAAUAAGCACAAAUGCAAAGAAAAACAGUAAGGGAAAAUGAUCAUCACUCACUUGGUAACUCUUAAUACAAAAGUACAUUUGCUGCAUUUAAAACAUAUCACUUCAAAUUACGUGGUGUCUUUGAACACAACCCCUCAUUUCUUUUCAACAUUCAAAUGUUCUGUUAAAAUGAAAAAGACCAGUUGGCAAAGAGAUUUUUCCGAUUUUCAGACGUGUGGUAUUUUUGUGUUUUGGAUUAAUACAUACAAAUAUAUAUAAUUGUGUCCUGUUUUUUGUCUGUCUGUUAGUAAAAUACAGUAAAAAUGGUGAUUAAUCAUGAUUAAUUUAAAAACGGUGAAUAAUUUGAUGACAUUUUUUAAUCAUUUGACAGCCCUAAUAAGUACAUUUACUGUCUGUUAACUAGUGUAAAUUGUUGUAAAGCGGUGUUGUGGGGCUGUCAGCAACAGUAUUAUAUAGAAAACAACAGAUAUGUACGAGGUAUGUCAGAAAAGGCGUCGUCCAUUGCAAGUUAUUGCCACAGGGUCAGACGAUCCUGCGAGUCCGUCAGAAGAGGCGAGAGUUGUGGUGGGACAAUGCGCCUGCUCUCAAUGCCCUGAGCAUCCGGUUCCCACUCACCCGACCUGGCUCCGUGUGAUUUUUCUUUUUUCCUCUUUCCCAAGCUCAAGAGGGUCAUGAAGAUGGGCGUGACGAUAGACCUCCACAAUAUUCCGCAAGAACCCUUGUUGGAGCGCGUGCAGGCAUGGCAGAAAAGGCUGGGAAUGUGUUUGGACUCCAGGGUUAGACUUCCAAGAGGAAAACAUAGAGUUUGGAUAAAGCAUAUAGUUUGGAUUUAACUUACGGUGGCACCUUUUGGGAGCGUCAUUAACCCAUUGCAGACACCCAAAACUUGUAAGACACAACACAUUUUAUAGACAAGAAUUAUAGUUUUACAUGCCGAAAAUGAUGCAAAAAUCAUUUAAAAUGACAAAGGAAUGGACACCUGAAUAUUUAAAAUGACUUUUUUCUUCUUCUUUUUUUAACAUGAUAUAUGAAAUGGAGAAAUGAACAUUUUACCUGUUGUGGACAUCGUUGGCAAAGUUUGGAGGCACAUUUGUUUGCACUUUCAAACUCGCCAUGCCUGACGACGCUGUGUACGCCUGUUCUUUUUUUUUUUUUUUUUAUUUUCGAACCAGCCUCUGCUUGCUUUAAAUUCAUCAGCAGACUCACUCGUUGCAGGCAUUUCAGGUAGAUCCUCAUGCAGCAGCCUCGCAUUGUCUCCCGCUAGAGCCCGCUAGCCGUUGAUCCAGAUCAGCUGCGACUUCUGAACACCUUCCACGGUUUGUGGUCUCUGGUUUGUUAACACUCCUACUCCUUUUGCAACAUUUGCUCACUUGAUUACGUUGUUAUUCUUCAGGAUGGUACUUAUCGUUGAUGAAGGCUUCCUGUACAUCCUGCCGAGAUCGGCGACAUGGACGCCAUCUUUGAACAUUGCAAUGACUUCUUUCUUGAAUUCAAAACAAAACAAACUAAGCACAAACACAACGGUUUUAUUAUUGCACGCUAACCAAGCGGGUGAACGCAAUCCAAGACAAAAUUUUUGCCUAAAUUUUGGAUGUUAACCGAAAAAUGCGCUAACUGGGGCGGAUGUUAACCGAGGUACCACUGUGUAUCUUUUGUGACACCAGUCCUUGAACUUUUCUGACACACAAACAAGCAAGCUCCCAAUGGGCACUUUGUCAUAAAUGUAUACCACAGCCACGUUUUGCUUGGGUUAUUUAAUCCCAUGCUGGUUUUGUAAAUGUACCCUUUCACAAUUGUUAUAGUAACUUCAUUUUCAUAGAGAGACAUUUCAUCAACAAAAAUCCCCCAAAAUACAAAUUCUUUUGUAUUUCAUUGAGGGGAAAAAAGUAUUUGAUCCCACAGCAAACCGUGGCCGGAGUGCUGGACUCGGGCGCGUUCCCCACCCCACCUGGCCCCCGCUGGCCUGCACACACACUAAGCAUUCGAGACACAGCCCGUUUGCUUGUUCCAGCACUUCUAUUUUGCUCUUCUACUGCAGUUUCUCAAAAUUUGUGAAAUAUUGUAAUACUUAUUUGGAGUGUUGGAUUAUUUAUUUUGUGCAAGGUUGCCGCUGUCAAUCACUUGCAAGAAGGCGAUCACAUUCAUGAAAUACAUUUUAUUUUGUUGUCAUACUGCCGUUUCGCUUGACGUGUGGACUAUUUUCACACUUGUAUGGCGUCAUUCUCAUUAUUUUUGUUGUGCCAGGUUCCCAAGUUGUCAUAGCGUACAUCUUGUUGUGGUUUUGGGGGUGACGUUCUAGAGGUGUGGUGGUGGCGACCUCAGUGAUGGUCAGCAAGUUGGCAGACCAUCAUCGGAUGAGGCUGGAUUGUUGGGUUGAUUCAAACUGUGGGCUACAGACAGGUGGAACCUUUUGAAAGACAUCGGUUUCUGCUUCAGUAGGUCACAGCCCCUCUUGUAGACCAGCCAGGAAUUAACGACGCACAGAUCAAGGAUGUAUCAGAACUGGGGAAUUCCGUGUACAGUAUCUUUGGUUUGGCUAGGGUCUCGUACAGGUGUAUCAGCAUGUCAGAAAGAUCAAUUCCUUCCAUGUUCUCAGUGUAGGCAGAGAUGAGGCAUUGCUCAAAAGGUUGACAUAUUUCUUGUCAAAUCGUUUUCCUGCAAUCACCCCUUCAGCACACCUGUAAUCAUUGGCUCAACGGCCCCCCUUCAUCAGGUCUUUGUCUGCCAUCAAGGCAGCUGCGCUAGUGUGGUUUGGUCGCACUGUACCAAUGCCUUGACAGCAUAUGGGAUGGUUACCAGACAUUAGUAAAUCGUACAGAGUGGUUCAUCUGUAUUCUGCAUGGAAGUUUUGGGUCUGAAGGCUGAAAGUUAACACUUGAAAACUGGAGGUUUUUAACCAACAUGAGUGUGGUGCCUUUGCCCAAAUCAGGAGUGCAGCUACCGCCUUUUUGAGGGGUGUGCAGACACAAUAAAGGCGCCACCCUUCCUUAAUUUUGUAAUUAUUAAGGGUGUCACUAUUUUCUCCCCAAAACGAGAAAUCUCUCGAAAAUCUGUCGCGCAAGAACAGGGCAGCCAGAAGCCAAUCAGACUGUGAGUUAUGGCAUUGCUAUUAUAAAUGAUAAAAAGGUAAUAUGGACGUGGCAGUGCGCAAGGCAUUAGCGGAAGCGCACAUGAAGUGCUUUACACACACUUUCAACUCUGCAAUCCAACCUACCUUGGUGGUCUCAGCGUCCGUGUCAGGGAGCGACGUGUGGCUGCUUCUUCCAUCGGAGUUAAACAGCCGCUUGCUACUUGUUGAUGUCCAAGCAGACACUGUAGUAAGUCUACACUUGAUCAAAACACGUCAACAGUCGGACUUGCUUGCACCCUUAAUCACCAUUACCUGGGUGAUAGCAGCGCUGGGUCUUCCAGGAGCAAGUGUCACACUAUAUGCACCAUGUCGGCCACAGGAAGUGGCUCCCUCCACUCUGUACUCUGGUUCUGCUGACCUCCGGAGCGGCACCAGCUAAUAUGUGUCCGACAUGAAGGCGUAAUGUGGCGACCAUAACUCCGCUUCAUAAAACACCUCAUACGUAGAGGAGAUCCGUGGUGGCAAUUUAGCUGCAUGGACGCUAUAUUUAGCAAGUAGGGGUGUGCAUUGAAAGUGAACGGCAGGAAGUGUUUCUUGCAUCAUGCAAAAGUGAAUUAUCCGCCACGCAGGAUGUCCACCUCUGGCAGCACCUGCCUUCCUGGUGUCCAAAGUGUGGCCCACGGGCCAUCUGUGGAAUGUGGCUCUUUGUAGAAAUAAAAUAAUAGACAGUAUGAAUCACCUUUGUGAAAACAUAUGUCACAAACGCUAAUUCUGCCACUUUACAGAGUGAAAAUAGUAGAAUCCAUCCAUUUCUAUACCGCUUCAUCCUCAUUAGGGUCGCGGGGGAAUGCUGGAGCCUAUCCCAGCGGACUUCGGGCGACAGGCGGGGUACACCCUGGACUGGUCGCCAGCCAAUCACAGGGCAAAAUAGUAGAAUUCAUUAUUAUUAUUCUUAUUAUUAUACAUUGUCCUAACAGUGGUUUAUUUGUUCUAAAAAAAAUGUAAACAAUAAUAAAGUUUAGUGCCAAUUUGUAAGCAAUAAGCAUUUCCAAACCCCCCCUGCAUGGUUUUGCGACUCUGCUAAAUAAAAAGGUUUGUUUGUCCAGUUUUUCAUUGUACUUUUCUUAAAACCAUUGCUGAAGUCCCGUCUCGUCUCAUUCUCAUGGACUCAAUCUCAUGUAUCGUCUCAUCUCACGAGUUGGGUGUCUCAUGACACCCCUCGUAAUUAUUAUUUAUUCAAUUUAAAUAUAAUAUUAAAAUAAUACAUGUUUGUUGCAGUCUUUUAAGUUUCAUAGGUGAUCAGCUCGAAAAAAAUCAAAAUAUAAUGUAUACGUUCUACGUAACUUGACGAUUAUUUAAAGUGAAUUACAUACAUGAAUAAUAUAAUUCCAACUAUAACGUAUGACACGAUUCAAAUGAAAACACUCCGAGGCGUGCUCCAGGGUGGUGCGCACUGGGGUGCCCAUAGUGUACGUGAGUGUGGCGAGUGGGAGAGGCGGCGAAUCAGUGACGUACCUUAUGCUGUUAUUGAUCAUAUCAUUCACGCAUGCACAAACAGCUGCUAAAUCCACAAAUACUCCAAAUAAUGUCCCUCCCCCCUCUAGCAUGGUGCCCCUAUGCAUAUGGUACAUACCCACUUUUUGCGCCACUGGCCCAAUAACAAAUCUUGCCACAAAAAUGCAAGAUUUUAGUACUAAUGGUUGGGGUUAUACUAUUUGAAUAGUACCAUUAAGAACUUGCAAGGAGUGAUCACAUCACAGUCAUUCUGUGAUGUGGCUGCGAUGCGUGCGUGUGCGCCUGCACCUCUUCCAAUCAUGCCAAGUAUGCGAGACUUCAGGUGUGAAGGGGGCCCAAGCAUGGCAUAAUUACGUUUUGCCUUGCCUUUUAGUAAACAAGCCUCUCAUGUCACAUGUUUAAAAGAUGAACGUAGGGCGAGAAUGAUGUAAGUAUUGCGUAGAAUACGGUCUGUUUUCGUGACCUCACGCGUUUAUAUGACAAGAGUAGGAGUAACUGUCGUGCAGAUGUUACCCUCUGAGGGUGGAGGUGGACGUCGCAAUGGGAAAAAAUUCAAAUAAUGAGAUUUCAGUCAAUUAUAGAUGCAAUAUGAAGCCACUCUGGAAAUGUGUGUGUGGUUGAACCUGUGAGCUUCAGGUUUCAGGUGAUUAUUCCUCGUGUGCGAUUGAGUUGCAUGGAGGAGAUUCUGACCUGCUUGAAAUGAAGAUUAUGCAUUAACGCGCUUCUCUGCACAGUGGGUGGAGAGGGACAGACAAGGAGAAGAGAGUAUCUGACAGCCAGAGAAGGGGAGUUAAGAGGUCUGCAGCUAACACCCAUGGGAGGCGAUGAGAGCAGCAUGAAGAUGUAGAGCUAUGUUUGCAUGAAGUGAAGGAGGGAAGCCUGGUCUACUGAGUGUUGUUCUCUCAGGGGAUCAUAGUGGGUUUAAUGAAUUCCACAACCAUGUAGAUCCAGCCCUUAUAUCGUGUUCUUUUGUGAUUUUUGUUUUAUUUCAUAAACUCUAUGACUCCUGAGUUGGUUUGGACUUGCUCAAGAACACUUUUGCUUGUGCAGAAAGUUCCUAAUAUGAGCCUGAAGACUUUCUUCCACCCACUGCAUAGAUGCUGUGGAGGACUGAAAAAAACAACAGUGCCAGGAUUUACUGUGGAACCAAAUAUUCCUGUCGGAGAGAAAAAAAAAAGAAGUGAAAUGUUAACCUAUUUGCACCCAAACUGCAGUGUUGACUUUGUCAGGGCAUUUCUCUGACUCUUAGCUCCGUGCCAGUGCAGCUCCUAUAUGAAACACGGUCUCAUCACUUUUGAUGUUAGCUGGGAGCGUGCAAGCAGAGCUGCUUAAGACUGACAAGCACCGUAUAGUCUGGGUGGGAGGGCUCCUGUGUGCUGUAAGCUACUUAUUGACGCUCGUAUCGUUUCUGCAGAAGAUAAACUAUGGGGCAAUCAGGGACUAUUGGGCUAUCUUUGACAUUUUAGGGAGUGUGCAUGGAGAUUUGUCUAGGAAACCCCGACUUUACAGCAUGUUUUUUGUUUCUGCUCUUUCUUUACUAGAGCCUGGGUAUGGGCAUCUCUCCCUUCUACCAUCCUUGGGGUCAAUUUGACCCAAUUCAGUGUUUGUGACUCAAAAAAUACUAGUUAACUUUUUAUUUGUUGCAUCAUAUUUCAUGACUUUUCCUAAUUUGACGCCGACUAGCGAUUCAGCAUAAAAUUAUCAUGAUAUUUUUUCAAUUUGCUAAUCACAUAUUGCACGCAUUGGUGUUCCUCUGCGUUCAGUUCGACCCGAGGCUGUUUGAGCUGUGACAAAACAUGUCUUGUCUGUGUGCGACGCAUGCGUGACCUCACAUCCACACACCUGCAGGUGCAGAGUGGAUACUUCUGAGUUGAUACAGUCCAAUAUAUAACGUAGUAUUCACCAGGGUCCCCCCUUUCGGCUGCCACCCAUCUCACGCUGCACGCGACCCCUUUGGCUGCUCCUAGGGGGUGGUGAACCCAUUAGAGAGGGGACCCACAGCCGGGCCCCGAUGGGUUCAGGCUCAGCCAACUGGCUUGGCUCCAAAGGGGGGCCCCGGUGAUCUGCGUCCAAGCGAGGGAAAACUUUGUCCAACUUUGCCAUUUUUCAUUAGAGUCUGUUGAACUACACUUCGUCUGGUCUUUCCCCUUGGCCGUGUUCCUCUUUGGUUCUUCCACCUGGGCCAUAAACAUACCUGGCAACUUAUGGGCCUAGGAUCAUUAGGACAUACAAACUCCUCCAUCAUGGUAAUGCUGAACAAGUCAAAUCCAUCAUAGAUACUUUAAUGCUUUGCUGAAUGAAUGAAUGAAUGAAUUUGACGGCAAAAAUGGAGGCUUAUAUAUCCAGGAUCACCAGAAGAUGAUCGGACUUUUACAACAAAGUAUCAGAGCUUUUCCUGGGGAAGGAUAGGGUGCAUGGACUUCAUAUGCAAAGAAAAGGUAAGACCACAAAUGUUUUUCAGUGUAUAAAAAAAUAAUAAUAAAUGGAACAACAUUUUUAAUGAAAGUGAACUAUUCUUCUUUCAUUAUCCUUUUACCAAGCAACCUGUAUUAACAUAAAAAAAAAACCUCAAUGGAGUCAGUGCCUCACCAGCCAUGAACCUCACCACAAGUCACUGCAAAAAACCAAAAUGAAACAAUUAAAUUCCAAUGAACUGUACGACUAAUAAUGUUCAAAAUGUGUGUACGUCGUAUUUGUGUAUUCAUAUUUACCGUGAUUACCCCCACGUGAGUCAUCCCAAUGCUUUGAGGUCUUUAGGGUUUAUUUCAUGAAUCAAACACCUUCUGUAAAGCAACACAAGGGUCUGACAAGCUCUUUGCCCCUGUUUUCGAAAACAAUCAUUGGCAUUGGCCCGGGAGCCGAUAGUCUUUCGUUUGGUCUGUCUGACCGACCUCCCUUUCUUCCAGGGUCAAAGAGACCACAAUGGAGGCGCUAUUGUGAUGCAGCAUACAGAUCCAGAGUCAUUGUCUGUUAAUUAAUGAACAAGCACAUUGUGUGGAUCCAGCAUUAUUUAUGAGCCCUUGCCACUAACGCACACAUAAGUACCUUUCAAAAGCUGUAAUUGCGCUCAUUUCUCAUUUCCGGUGCUGACAUCCACUCUAAUGCGCUGGUGGCUGCCCUAUGGAGGUACAAUUGUUGGAAUCGGACGUCAACGAAUGAAUUUGCAGCACAAUUGUGUACAGUAUAUGUAAGCCGGACAAUGAAUACAGAUGUAAUAGGGGCACACUUGCUAUUGACUUCCUUCGUAUUUUUGCUUUAUAAAAUGGAGUGGAAUGGUUGCAGGUGUUGGUUGAGUUUGUGAGUGCAGAACAGAACAUGUACAAGUAUGUGAGCCCGACUGACUAAUGAUGAAAGUGACGGGCAAGUCAAUCAAUGACGUCCGUGGGACACUGUGACAGUUUGGAUGUGUUUGAUCAAUGGUGCGUAGCUUGGGGACAUAGGGGUGGAGUAGAGGGGUUGUGGCAACACACAAACGUCUUUGUCAAUCAAACGGCACCCCAUGAAAUCCAUUGAAACCAAUUUAGCCAAAACCGCAAAGCUCACAGCUCCGCGACGGCAUAGGAAAUUAGAGAUAAACGUUUCUUUUUCUUGAGUACAGGGUGUCAUGUCAAGAGUACGGCACAGUGGCGCUACCAUUUACAAACAUAACCCUUUAAGCGGCAAAGUCGCAAAAUUGCGCCAAGCAACAUUGCUGAAUUUAACAAGGCAUUUCAGCAAAUGUGGUGCCUCAUGGAGUUAGUAGUCAACGACAUGCGAUCAGAGGAGACGGGGGGCAGAAAUAAAGAAAGUGGGGGACCUGAGACACACAACCAUUCAUAGCUACGGAUGGAGUCUCCACUCAACCUAACAUGCGUUGUUGGAAUGUGGAAGGAAGCCAGAGUACACAGAGAAUAGCCACGGGUUGAGUGUGCGGGUUCCGCGCGGGGGUGUUCCGACGGGGAUUUGAAUUGAUUGCGGGGCCAACAUGCCUUCCACUUGGCCACCGUGCAGAUAACAUCUCUUCUUGUGAUGUUGGUUACGUCUUCACCGGUCUGAGCUUUUCAACGAGCAUGAAGCAAAUUACAUGGAUGGAACUUUUUUAUUUCAAAAUCUAAAAUGUAUUUAAUUUAGGAAAACCUGUUGUCAUAAACACUACCAGAAUUCUUUUUUUGGCAUGAUUUGCAUGGGAAUUCACUAGUUUUUAGAUUUAUAGUCUCCAUAAAAAGCGAGCAAUAUUUGCUUGAAUCAAGUUGAAUGAUUUUACACAUUUACGCAGAUCGGUACGCUCUAUGAAAUUUGCUGGGCAGCUUUCACGUUGGUCCGAAAUCAGCAAAUCUUGAAGAAAUGAUUGCUUCAAGUGGGACUUUUUGACUGUCUUGAAAUGUAGUUUUUGCAGCGUAGAUAUGUUUUCUGUGCGUGAGUCUGAUCUUGAAUUUAGAACCUUGCGAUUGGCUGACUAUGUUUUCUUAAUAUAAGGUUAUUUUUCUCAACUGGAAAUUGCUAGACAAUAUAAUUUUUCUUUUUAGAAAAAAAAUACGAAACGGUUGCUUAAAAUUUUGCUUUUUUUACUUUCUUGAAAUUCAGUUUUUGCAUUGAUUAUACUUACAGUAUAUACGGUAUAUAUUUUUCUGGGGCCGCACGGUGGUCUAGUGGUUACCAUGUUGGCCAACACAGUAACAGUCUAGAGAUCGGGUUCGAUUCUCCCUUGAGCAUUUCCCCCUGUGUGUGCGUGGGUUUUCUCCAGGUACUCCGGUUUCCUCCCACAUUCCAAAAACAUGCAUGUUAGGUUAAUUGAAGACUCUAAAUUGUCCAUAGGUAUGAAUGUGAGUGUGAAUGGUUGUUUGUCUAUA